AUGGCAAAGAAAAAGUUGAAGAAUAUGACGGAACUGGAGAGAGUAGCACAUUUAGAAAAACAGCGGCUGGCAGCCAUUGCCGCCGCGAAGAAAAGGAAUGACCUGUUACAGCAUUACCUAAAAAACAAAUUAGAAAAAGAAGAAAAAAUGACCAAAAUAAAUACCUUGAAAAUUAACCAUCAGUGGAGGACGUUACUUCGUGAAGCUAAGUCAGAUGAAAUGAGGAGGGAUUUACAGAUACUAAAAAGCACAUUUGAGCGAGUUAAAGACAGGAAAAACCAGAUACUAAAAACAUUGGAUACUGAGCUGGCUCAAUCAGAGGAGCAGUACAUGAUGGCUUUGCGCGACCACCUACGCAAUUUGGAUUUGUUUGUUGAAGUUCAAAAUCAGCGCUUGGAACGCAUGAAGAACUCGUUUGACGAAGAGCUCGCGAUGAUGAGAAGAGAAUAUGAUGCGGAAAAAAUGUAUAUGGUGACGCGUCAUCGACAACAGAUAGAUGAACUUAAAGACACCUAUGUAGCUUUUGACAAAUAUUUUUCACAAAAGGAGCAAACCGCCAGGAGUGAGUACGGCAGCAUCCGAGAUGAGAUGAAAAACAAGGCAUGUGCGAUUGAAAACAAGCAUGCUCUGAGGAUGACGCUUGAGACGAAGAUGAAUGCUCUUUGGACAGAAUUCACCACACUUAAAACAAAUUACCUGAAGGCCACCGAAGAGCGUCGUGCCUACUACGAGGUGCUAAAAAAGCGCAACGAUCAAUCUCUCAAAGACAUUGAGAAUCAAAUGUCUCACCUGAAAACGGUUAAUUUCAAAAUUGUCGUAGUUAAAAAUCAUCUAGGGAAGAUCCAGGAAGAAUUUAGGGAAAAGAAUCGCCUGCUGGGAGAUGAGCGCGAGCGUUUGUCAACCCACUUUCUUAAUCUAAAACGCCAAAUAAAUGAACUACGUGACCGUCAACUAUUGAAAUUGACAAAUAUGGUCAAUGUGAGCAAUUCAGUUCACAACGCUAUUAGUGAGAUGGUCAAACAAGCCAAUACAAUAAUUGGGCUUGGAGAGAAGUGUCGCUACUUGGAAUCGGAGGAAGAAAAAGUUCUUCCUUUCUACGUUUCCUGCCUGACGCAGGAGGACGAGAAACAACUUGCUGAUGCACGUGAUGAUGAAGAAGAUGCGGAAAUUAAAGCAUUGCUAAAGCUUUAUGAACCGCUCGACAUAUUUUGGCGUCGCUUCAGCAAAGUUCAACUCGAAAAGUUGGCUCUGCUCAAAGAGCGUCAAAUUCUGGAGGUGGAAAACCGCCAUUUGAAGUCUUUGAUUGCUCAGUACCUGGAAAACUUGUCCGUUAAUGAAAAAAUUAUGUCGAAACCUAACAGCCUCCUCAUCAUCAACGGCAAGCACAACCUCACUGUCGAUCCCGCCGUGCGGGAUGGCAAGAAGCGCCCUGUGGCCACAGUCCAAAUGGAAGGUGCUCUGAUGGCUAAAGACGGAGUCAUUUCGUGUCUAGAACUUUGA
Molecule: messenger RNA, 1500 nt
Organism: Echinococcus granulosus
Lineage: Eukaryota; Metazoa; Platyhelminthes; Cestoda; Cyclophyllidea; Taeniidae
Product: Coiled-coil domain-containing protein 65
Exons: 8
Coding region: 1-1500 (499 amino acids)
Biological process (GO): cilium-dependent cell motility; axonemal dynein complex assembly; regulation of cilium movement
Cellular component (GO): axoneme; axonemal dynein complex
Source: RefSeq, a predicted model, not a curated record